This is a messenger RNA of Trichechus manatus latirostris (Florida manatee), 969 nucleotides long. RefSeq names its product olfactory receptor 6M1-like. Gene Ontology annotation, molecular function: olfactory receptor activity; G protein-coupled receptor activity. Gene Ontology annotation, cellular component: membrane. The transcript has a single exon. The coding region runs from base 164 to 940 and encodes 258 amino acids. The record is from RefSeq and is a predicted model, not a curated record. NCBI's taxonomy places the organism in Eukaryota, Metazoa, Chordata, Mammalia, Sirenia, Trichechidae. Gene Ontology annotation, biological process: G protein-coupled receptor signaling pathway.
GAAAUCAGACCACAGUGACUAAAUUUACCUUGGUUUCCUUUCCCAUUGCCCAAGAGCUUCAGAUUCUGCUGUUUGUUGUUAUCCUGCUGGUUUAUAUGCUCACCAUAAUAGGAAGCUUUAUCAUCAUUCUCUUAAUAUGGACAGAUAAUCGUCUCCAACCCCAAUGUACUUUUUUCUCAAUAAUUUGUCAUUUUUCGACAUUUUGUUCACAACUACCAUCGCUCCAAAGUUGCUAGCUUGUCUCUUAGAAGAAAGAAAAACGAUAUCCUUUGCUGGCUGCAUCAUUCAGACAUAUUUCUACUUUUUUCUGGGUACAGUGGAGUUCAUCCUCUUGGCUGUCAUGUCCUUUGACCGGUAUGUGGCCAUCUGUAAACCUCUGCACUACACUAUCAUGAACAGUAGCGUCUGCUUCCUGCUGGUUCUGGGCUGCUGGGUGGGAGCCUUCCUGUCAGUGCUGUGUUCAACUGUUGUGGUGUCCAGACUGCCAUAUUGUACUGAAGAAAUUAGUCAUUUCUUCUGUGACAUCACCCCUCUGCUACAGGUGGCCUGUAUUGAUACUCAUUUCAUUGAGAUGAUAAACUUCUUCUUAUCUUCCCUUGUGGUUUUAAGUUCUCUGGUGCUCACCACUGUGUCCUACACCUACACCAUCUCUACCAUCUUGCAAAUACCCUCAGCCCAAGGACGUCAGAAGGCCUUUUCCACCUGUGCUUCUCACAUCACCGUCAUCUCCAUUGCCUACGGUAGCUGUAUCUUCAUGUAUGUGAGACCCAACCAAAGCCAUUCACUAGAUUUUGACAAAGUGACUGCUGUCCUCACUACAGUAGUGACCCCUCUUCUGAAUCCCUCCAUUUACAGCUUAAGAAAUGAAAAGGUAAAGGAGGUCUUGAGGGAGACAAUGAGCAGAAUAAUUUCAUUACAUUCCAAAGGAACACGACACUAAGCAAUUUCAGUACAUCUACACUUCCUCUC